Messenger RNA from Chrysochloris asiatica (Cape golden mole), 933 nucleotides. Its product is annotated as olfactory receptor 8I2-like. The record is from RefSeq and is a predicted model, not a curated record. Gene Ontology annotation, molecular function: olfactory receptor activity; odorant binding; G protein-coupled receptor activity. Lineage: Eukaryota; Metazoa; Chordata; Mammalia; Afrosoricida; Chrysochloridae. Gene Ontology annotation, cellular component: membrane. The transcript has a single exon. The coding region runs from base 1 to 933 and encodes 310 amino acids. Gene Ontology annotation, biological process: G protein-coupled receptor signaling pathway; sensory perception of smell.
AUGGCUGGGUCCAAUUUCACUGAAGUGCCUUUCUUCAUCCUCUCUGGAUUCGCAAACCAAUCUGAACUACAAGUCAGUCUUUUUUUGGUGUUUCUAUUCAUUUAUCUAUUCACUGUCCUGGGGAACCUUGGACUAAUCAUAUUAAUCAGAAUUGAUUCCAAGCUUCAUACACCUAUGUACUUUUUCCUGAGCAAUUUGGCAUUCAUUGACAUAUUUUAUUCCUCCACUGUUACACCCAAGGCUCUGGUCAAUUUUCAGUCAAGCCAGAAAACUAUCUCCUUUGUUGGGUGCUUUGUCCAAAUGUACUUUUUUGCAGGUCUCGUGUGUAGUGAGUGCUUUCUUUUAGGUUCCAUGGCCUAUGACCGCUAUGUAGCAAUUUGCAAUCCCUUACUCUAUUCGGUGGUUAUGUCCCAGAAAUUGUGCAAUUGGCUAGGAAUCAUACCUUACAUGAUUGGCUUCACAAAUUCUCUGGUAUCCAUUUGUGUGAUAAGCAGUUUGGCAUUCUGUGAUUCUAGCAUCAAUCAUUUUUUCUGUGAUACCACAGCCCUUUUGGCCCUGUCCUGUGUAGAUGCAUUCAACACAGAAAUGGUGAUCUUUGUUUUAGCUGGAUUCACCAUUCUUAGUUCUCUUCUGAUCAUCACAGUCACUUACAUUGCCAUCAUCUCAGCCAUUCUGAAGAUCCAGUCUGCAGAAGGCAGGCAGAAAGCCUUCUCAACUUGUGCAUCCCAUCUUAUGGGUGUAACCAUCUUCUAUGGGUCCUUGAUUUUUACAUAUUUGCAGCCUGAUAAUACAUCCUCCCUGACCCAGGCCCAGGUGGCAUCUGUAUUCUAUACCAUUGUCAUUCCUAUGCUGAAUCCACUGAUUUAUAGUCUGAGGAAUAAAGAUGUGAAGAAUGCUCUUUUGAGAGUCAUACAUAAAAAACUACUACCAUGA